CCUCAUCAGUACAUUAAAUCCCAAACCCCAAGCAAGACACCAUGCCGCGCCCCAAAGUCUUAUUGAUCGGAGCCACAGGGAACGCAGGCGGUUCGAUCCUCGAAGCCCUGCUAGCAGCCGAGCGAUUCGACGUUGAGAUCCUCAUCCGGCCCAGCUCCGCCAGCAAACCCGCCGUGCAAGCCCUGACCCAGAAGCGAGGCAUCCCGCAGCGGAUCGUGGACAUCGAUCUGCCCUCGGACGAGCUCGUCCCAGCCCUGGCAAACGUGGACAUCCUGAUCUGCAGCCUGGGGCCGGGCCCGGUCUCCGUCACGCAGCAGAAGGGGCUCGUCCGCGCCGCGAAGAAAGCAGGCGUGCGGCGAUUUGUGCCGAGCUCAUGGAUCACGAUCGCUCCGCCGCACGGUGCCAUGCUUCUGACUGAGGAGACAGAAGAAAUCUACCACGAGAUCCUCCUGCACAGCCUGGGCUACACGAUCAUCGACGUGGGCUACUGGUACCAGACGUCCUUCCCGCCACUGCCCUCCGGCCGCACCGACUACGCCAUCCCGUUAAAGGAAACAAGGACGAUCCACGGCGAUGGCACGGCGCCCAAUAUCCUGACGGAGAUAGGGGAUAUCGGGCGGUUCGUGGCGCGUAUCAUCGCCGAUGAGCGCACGCUGAAUCGUCGCGUGUAUACGUGCGGUGAGGUGUUGACUGAGAAUGAGAUCUUUGCGGUCGUGGAGGAGAUGGCGGGGGAGAGGGUUGAGCGGGUUUUUGAACCCCCCGAAGAAACGCAAAGAAAAGCUACGCUCGCGCUCGAAGAACUAGCGAAAGACCCGCACGAUAUCAGGAAACUGAUUCCCGUCUGGCUGGAACAGUACCGGUAUAGUAAGUAUGUGCGGCAGGAUAAUCGCCCCGAGUAUGCGGAGUACCUGGGAUAUCUGGAUGCGAGGCAGCUGUAUCCGGACCUCAGGCCGACGUCGUUCCGCGAGUAUUUUGCUGAGGUGCUGGCGGGGCGGGCGAGGAAUCCUUAUGCUUGAUUUCUUUUUUUUUUUUCCUGUUUGUGG
Aspergillus homomorphus CBS 101889 is the source of this 1043-nucleotide messenger RNA. Its product is annotated as NAD(P)-binding protein. The transcript is spliced from 4 exons. Bases 42 to 1016 code for a protein of 324 amino acids. NCBI's taxonomy places the organism in Eukaryota, Fungi, Ascomycota, Eurotiomycetes, Eurotiales, Aspergillaceae. The record is from RefSeq and is a predicted model, not a curated record.